CUUUUCCUAACACCCCACAUCCAUUUCAGAUGCAACACUUCUUUAUUAACAAUGAUCUGAAGACAUUAUAUCAGAAAUGAAGAUCAAGCACUACCCAGGAAAGGCCGUGGUCCAUGAUCCAGCAUGGCUGGAGAUGGACAUACCAAACACGGCCAGAGGAAAACAGUACGAGGCAAAUUGGGAAAGCACCCAGCAGUCAUUGUCCAACAGCAAUUCUUGGGACAAAUACAGCCAUAGGAGCUUAGAUGGUACUAGUACCAUAUCCAGCAGGCUGGGUCAGUACCAGAGCAUGCUGGAUGAUAUUAAGAAAGAUAAUGAUGAUACGUAUUCAGUACCAAUCAAAACUGGAAAGGAUAGCAUGAGAUUGAAGUAUCAUAGUGAGAGGUGCUUGUCUAGGAUCAACUCAAAGACCAAGAAGGAUUAUGAGGAACAAAUAGCAAAGUACUUCUUGCCUUCUCAGAAGGAAAAGUCGAUAGAUGUGGUACCCCCUAAGCCUAAACCUAGAAAGAAACUCAUGAACGACAAAGAGAAAUUCAAAAUUGUGAUAGACGACCUCCAGAAGCACAUCAAGAAGUCUGUGAGGUUUGAUGAGAUCGAAACCGAAAUCGGUGAUACCGAAGAUCUCAAAGAAAGCCAUGUUGAUGAAGAAACAACCAUGGAGAGAUUAGAAGAUGCUGAGGAGGUGAUUCAAGAGAGAAUCAACACUUGGGUCGACGACCAAAAUAAGUUUUUGAAUAAUGAUAAACCUGAGGGCAAGAAUUCUCUGUCUAGAACGGACAGCGGGUAUUACGAACAUUCAGAGAAACCCAGGCAAAGGCUUCCGCCGAAAAACAUACUCCCACCUUCUUCUUCUUCAUCUAGCUCAUCUUCAAGUGAUCACAACAUCUACGCGAAAAGCUCCACGUCUUCAGAAAGUGACUACAACGAAUUGUAUGACAUAUACAAGGAAGGUUCCAGUCCUAAGCAUAAAAAAGGGCUGAGAGUGCGUGAAAGGACUAAGGGUAAAGCGCCUAUGAAUAGCAGGUGUAGGGAUCCAAAUGACUUUGCUAUUCCGCGACCAAAGUUGAUAGUGCCCGUUCAUACUUAUGGUGCCAUGAGGAAGAGGAGGACUGGGAAUUUGCUGUCUUCGGAUUGUUAUGAUUCUUCCGACGUGAACAGUUUGCUGACGACCUCAGGGCGUAGGAAAAAAGCUGAUGGGAUGACAACGGAUGCUCACGGUAUCACGGAUGCAGUUGUAAAAGAAUGCCGCAGCAUCUCGAUACCUCUCGGCAUCGGAGAGCAUUUGCGGCAUUCCUGGGCUGCCAAGCUAUACAUAUUGACACUUUUAGAAGCUGAUGGGAUAGCCACAGAUGCUCACGGGAUCACGGAGGAUUUUUCUUAUCAGUUUUCAAAAAACGCCGCGGCAUAUCGAUAA
Acanthoscelides obtectus is the source of this 1414-nucleotide messenger RNA. The record is from the annotation of a GenBank genome assembly. NCBI's taxonomy places the organism in Eukaryota, Metazoa, Arthropoda, Insecta, Coleoptera, Chrysomelidae.